AUGGGGCUCCCUGACGUCCAGCCCCAGCUGGUGCUGCUGUGGGCACUGGUGUGGGCACAGGGGGCAGGGUCUGCAUGUCCCUCCUGCGGAGGCCCCACGCCGGCGCCCCAGGCAGAACGAGCUCUGGUCCUGGAGCUAGCCAAGCAGCAGAUCUUGGAGGGGCUGCACCUGACCAGUCGUCCCAGAAUAACUCACCCUCCACCCCAGGCGGCGCUGGCCAGAGCCCUCCGGAGACUGCAGCCAGGAAGUGUGGCUCCAGCAAAUGGGGAGGAGGUCAUCAGCUUUGCUACCAUCACAGGUCCCUCCACCUCAGCCUGCAGCUCCGUGCUCACCUUCCACCUGUCCACAGCCCAGUCCCACCACCUGUACCACGCUCGCCUCUGGCUGCACGUGUUCCCCACCCUUCCUGGCACUCUUUACUUGAGGAUCUUCCGAUGGAGUCCAGGCAGCGGGCACCAAGGGUCGCGCACCCUCCUGGCGGAGCACCAGACCACAGCCCCGGGCUGGCACGCCCUCACUCUGUCCUCUAGCGGCUUGAGGGGUGAGGAGUCCCCUGUCCUGAAACUCCAGCUGAACUGCAGACUCCUAGAAGGCAACACCACCUCUGCCCAACAGCCUCGGCAGCUCCUGGACACGGCGGGAGACCAGCGGCCCUUCCUGGAGCUUAAGAUCCGGCCCAGUGAGCCUGGAGCCGGCCGGGCCAGGAGGAGGACCCCCACCUGUGAGCCUGAGACCCCCUUAUGUUGCCGGCGAGACCAUUAUGUGGACUUCCAGGAACUGGGAUGGCGGGACUGGAUCCUGCAGCCCGAGGGGUACCAGCUAAAUUACUGCAGCGGACAGUGCCCCCCCCACCUGGCUGGCAGCCCCGGCAUUGCUGCCUCCUUCCAUUCGGCUGUCUUCAGCCUCCUCAAGGCCAACAACCCUUGGCCCUUGGGUACUUCCUGCUGUGUCCCUACUGCCCGAAGGCCUCUGUCUCUCCUCUACCUGGACCGGGAUGGCAAUGUGGUCAAGACAGAUGUGCCCGAUAUGGUGGUGGAGGCCUGUGGCUGCAGCUAGCGAGAGGACCUGGGGAUUUGGAGUAAAGAGAUCAGUUGGGGAUUCCCAGGCAAAGGGCAUCUGUGGUGGGAGACACUGCCUGAUCCACACCCCCACCUAAUGGGUGGGGUGGCAGGAUGACCGGGGUGACCCCUAGGGGACCCAAAUGGGCACUUGUCCGUCCAGACUCUUGCCUAUUCCAGGCUGGCUGAUGUUUGGGGAGAUGGGGAAAGUGUGUUCUCUAAAGGAGUCUCCCCAGAAAGCUUGAUUUCUGACCUAAGCCCCCUGAGAAGGUGGC
Molecule: messenger RNA, 1333 nt
Organism: Neomonachus schauinslandi (Hawaiian monk seal)
Lineage: Eukaryota; Metazoa; Chordata; Mammalia; Carnivora; Phocidae
Gene: INHBE
Product: inhibin subunit beta E
Biological process (GO): SMAD protein signal transduction; BMP signaling pathway
Cellular component (GO): extracellular region
Molecular function (GO): growth factor activity; cytokine activity; hormone activity
Source: RefSeq, a predicted model, not a curated record